Messenger RNA from Penicillium daleae, 1116 nucleotides. RefSeq names its product ATP-dependent (S)-NAD(P)H-hydrate dehydratase. Gene Ontology annotation, biological process: metabolite repair. The record is from RefSeq and is a predicted model, not a curated record. Lineage: Eukaryota; Fungi; Ascomycota; Eurotiomycetes; Eurotiales; Aspergillaceae. Gene Ontology annotation, molecular function: ATP-dependent NAD(P)H-hydrate dehydratase activity. The transcript is spliced from 6 exons. The coding region runs from base 1 to 1116 and encodes 371 amino acids.
AUGGAGUCUGUUCACCAUGUGUCAACUUCUUCAAAGAUCCUUUUUGGCAAGGUCCGCAGGAUGGUGCCUCCAAUGCUCGAGAAAUUCCACAAAGGGCAACUGGGACGCGUGGCAGUCAUAGGAGGCUGCGCUGACUAUACUGGGGCCCCAUAUUUCUCUGCGAUGGCGUCAGCAAAGUUGGGCUGUGACAUGAGUCAUGUCCUCUGCGAGCGCUCUGCUGCAUCUGUUGUCAAAAGUUAUUCUCCAAACUUGAUGGUUCACCCGAUACUGCCAAGUACCGACUCAGUCAAGGAUCCCAAGUCAAUCAACGCGCCAGAACUGGCGCGCCCUAUCAUCUCCAUGCUUUCCCGUCUGCAUUCCCUGGUCAUCGGACCAGGUCUCGGCCGCGACGGGGUCACGCUCAAGGUUGUUGCAGAAGUGAUCAAGGAAGCACGAUCACAGUCAAUUCCAUUCGUCCUGGACGCUGAUGGAUUGCUUCUUGUCACCGAAGAUCCAGACCUGGUUAAAGGAUACCAAGAAUGUAUUCUGACACCCAACGUGGUCGAGUUUGGACGCCUCGCAAAAGCAUUGGGCAUUGAAGUCAAGAGCCAGGCAGACAUUGCAAAUGACGACAGCAACGGCCAGGGCGACAAAACAAGCAAAGAAUCAGAGGCGUGCGAGCGAUUGUCCAAGGCUCUGGGCGGCGUGACUAUUCUUCAAAAGGGACUCCAUGAUGUGAUCUCCAACGGAGUCACCAGUAUUAUCUCCGAUAUUAAGGGUGGUCUUAAGCGCAGCGGCGGUCAGGGAGAUACCCUGACCGGCUCGCUAGGGACAUUGCUGGCAUGGAGAGCGGCUUACCAUGAUAAAUUAUGGGAUUCGGGUGAGAAGGAUAAUGAGAAGGAGGCACAGAACAAGGAGGAUGUCCAGGCCGAGCUGGAGUCUGACGGCAAACGCAUGUCCCCAACAACCACUUUGCUUCUCGCUGCCUGGGCAGGCAGUUGUAUCACCCGAGAGUGCUCGCGGCAGGCCUUUGAGGCUAAAGGGCGGAGCAUGCAAGCCAGUGACUUGACCGAUGAGGUACAUCCUAGUUUUCUACGGCUGAUUGGAGAACCGGAAGGUUCCAAGACGCAUCUCUAG